Molecule: messenger RNA, 4778 nt
Organism: Erythranthe guttata (spotted monkey flower)
Lineage: Eukaryota; Viridiplantae; Streptophyta; Magnoliopsida; Lamiales; Phrymaceae
Source: RefSeq, a predicted model, not a curated record
GGUGUAAAUUGUAUUUAGUGGUGGAGGGAGAAUCAAAAGCCGGUAAACACUUGUCGUUCCAUAAGAAACGUGAGCCAUGACAACAUAUAGAGAUAAUAUAGAUACAAUUACAGUACGUAUCUAUCUGUAUCUAUAUAUACACACACACACACACACACACAAACACACACAGUGAUGUGUUUAAAUGCCGUGAGUCGGUCGUCCUUGCUUACAUCAUUGGCCGAAUAGCAACCCCCAAUCUCCAUUCUCCACUCUCUCUUCUAAUUAAUUUCUUCCGUAUUGGCCUGUCAGCGUUGUCUGAGCUGGACAGGCAUAUCGAUGGGGGGUUUAUCGGCUGCGUUUUGCGGGAAAUCCGAUUUUCAAACUGAUUUAAUCUCUCUUACACAACCUUCUUCUUGCAUCAACCAUGUCUUAACGAUUUCUUUCGAUGCCCUUCUCUUGAUCGUGUUCCUGUACACUGUAGUCUCCAAGAAAUCAUCGUCGAAAUCCUCUGUUUCGUUUCGCAAUAUUUCCAGUUUGCAGCUCGUUUCAGCUAUUUACAACGGAGUUCUAGGGUCGGUUUACUUGUCUUUAGGAGUAUGGGUUCUCGAAGAGAAGCUUCGAAAAACUCGAUCCUUACUCCCUCUUCAUUGGUGGAUUCUAUUCCUUGUUCACGGAUUGAUAUGGUUAGUACUAGGAUUAACCGUUAGUCUUAAAGGACAUCGUUUUUCGAGAGUUCCUUUGAGGAUGCUGUCUAUACUAAUUUCCCUAUUUGCUGCAAUUACUUGCGGAUUGUCGCUUUUUUCCACCGUUGUCCUUCGAAAAAAGAUGUCGUUGAAAAUGUUCUUGGAUAUUUUAUCCUUUUUCGGAUCGAGUUUAUUGCUGUUAUGUACUUACAAAGGCUACAAAUAUGAAGCCAGCGAUGAAAACGAUCCGCUUUACAAACCAUUGCUCGACGAGCCUUACUCUGCUUCUUCCGAAAAAGACACCCCAUUUGCAAAAGCAACUUUUUUGAGUAAAUUCACAUUUUGGUGGUUGAAUCCACUAAUGAAGAGAGGGAAGGAAAAAACCCUCGAAGAUGAAGAUAUACCAAAGUUACGCAAAGACGAUCGAGCGGAGUCGUGCUACUUAGUAUAUAAAGAUAUAUACGACGCACAAAAGCAAUCGAAUCCAUCGGCUCAGCCAUCAAUCUUAAGAACAAUGCUUUUAUGCCAUUGGAGAGAGAUUUUAAUCUCGGGAUGCUUCGCACUGAUUAAGGUUGUAACUAUCUCCGCGGGCCCCAUUCUGCUCAAAGCCUUCAUUAAAGUUGCGGAAGGAAAAGAAAGCUUCGAACACGAGAGAUACGUUCUCGUUUUAACGCUCUUCUUCACUAAAAUAAUGGAGUCGAUCUCUCAAAGGCAGUGGUAUUUCCGGUCGAGGCUGAUUGGUCUGAAGAUAAGGUCGUUACUCACCGCAGCAGUUUACAAGAAGCAGCUGAGAUUAUCAAACUCCGCUAAAAUCACCCACUCGAGCGGCGAGAUAAUGAACUACGUCACGGUGGACGCUUAUCGGAUCGGAGAAUUCCCAUUCUGGUUCCAUCAGAUUUGGACGACUAGCCUCCAAUUAUGUCUGGCGAUAGUCAUUCUCUUCCAGUCCGUGGGGCCCGCAACAUUCGCAGCCAUGACUGUAAUAGUCGUAACAGUUCUUUGCAACAUGCCGCUCGCGAAACUACAGCACAAGUUCCAAUCGAAACUCAUGGUGGCACAGGAUGAAAGAUUGAAAGCCAUGUCUGAAGCUCUUGUGAAUAUGAAGGUGCUGAAAUUAUACGCGUGGGAAACUCAUUUCAAGGGCGUUAUAGACAAUUUGCGUGCGGUUGAAGAUAAGUGGCUGUCGGCUGUUCAGCUGCGGAAGGCGUACAAUUCUUUCCUUUUUUGGUCCUCCCCUGUUUUGGUCUCUGCCGCUACUUUCGGAGCUUGUUACGUACUCGGUGUUCCGUUGUCUUCGAGCAAUGUUUUUACUUUCGUUGCGACUUUGAGGCUUGUUCAAGAUCCUGUAAGAACUAUACCGGAUGUUGUGGGAGUGUUCAUUCAAGCUAAAGUUGCGUUCGCUAGGAUUGUGAAGUUUCUAGAAGCACCCGAGCUCGAAAACGCAAGUGUCCGUGUCAAGUUUGAAGCGGAUGAUAUAAAUCAUAGUGUUUGUUUUAAGUCGGCAAAUCUUUCGUGGGAUGAGAGUACACAUAAGCCUACGCUUAGAAACGUAAAUUUGGAUGUUAAAAAAGGCGAUAAGAUUGCAAUUUGUGGUGAAGUGGGGUCCGGCAAAUCGACCCUUCUUGCAGCUGUUCUUGGAGAAGUUCCGAUAAUCGAAGGAGCUGUUAAAGUGCAUGGGAGCAUUGCUUAUGUCUCACAAUCGGCCUGGAUUCAGACAGGGAGUAUUCGAGAGAACAUUCUGUUUGGAUCUGCAUUGAAUACUGUGAGGUAUCGAGAUACUUUGGAGAGGUGUUCGCUCGUGAAAGAUCUUGAGCUGCUGCCACAUGGCGAUCUCACGGAGAUUGGUGAAAGAGGAGUUAAUCUUAGUGGCGGUCAAAAGCAACGGAUUCAACUUGCUCGAGCUCUUUAUAAAGAUGCCGAUAUAUAUCUCCUGGAUGAUCCGUUUAGCGCCGUUGAUGCCCACACUGCCACAAGCCUGUUUAAUGAAUAUGUGAACGGAGCCCUUUCGGACAAGACGGUCUUACUAGUGACACAUCAAGUUGAUUUUCUUCCUGCGUUGAUUCUGUCUUGUUCGAGAGAGAUACGCAAUACUUACACAGAGAAGAAGAAAUCGAAAACGUUUGGAGGUGAUCAGUUAAUAAAGAAAGAAGAGAGGGAAGUUGGUGAUACAGGAUUUAAGCCGUACAUUCUGUACUUAAAACAGAACCGGGGCUUUUUGACCUUCUCAGUGGCUGCCAUCUGUCACUUAUCUUUCGUCAUUGGUCAGAUAUUACAGAAUUCUUGGAUGGCAGCAAACGUGGAUGAUCCACAUUUUAGCACGUUGAAGUUAAUUCUCGUGUAUUUACUGAUCGGGGUUGUUUCGUCACUGUUUUUGCUGACGAGGACACUAUUUACAGUUGUUUUGGGCAUGCAGUCAUCUAGAGCAUUAUUUUCACAGCUUCUGAUUUCUCUAUUUCAUGCUCCGAUGUCGUUUUAUGACUCUACACCUUUGGGCAGAAUACUGAGCCGGGUGUCUUCCGAUUUGAGUAUUGUUGAUCUAGAUGUACCCUUCAACUUGGUAUUCACAGUUGGAUCAACCACGAAUUGUUAUACUAACCUUGCAGUGUUGGCUGUUAUUACAUGGCAAGUUUUGUUCGUUUCUGUGCCAAUGAUCUGUUUGGCUAUUCGCUUACAGAAGUACUAUUUCUCGUCUGCUAAAGAGUUGAUGAGGAUAAACGGGACCACAAAAUCUUUUGUGGCAAACCAUCUCGCCGAAUCUGUAGCUGGAGCGAUCACCAUCAGAGCAUUCAAAGAAGAGGAUCGUUUUUCCGCAAAGAAUCUUGAACUUAUCGACCAAAACGGAAGUCCUUUCUUUCACUAUUUUUCAGCGAACGAGUGGUUGAUUCAAAGGCUGGAAACCCUAAGUGCAGCAGUUCUUGCUUUUGCUGGACUCUGCAUGGUUUUACUUCCUCCAGGAACUUUUAGCUCCGGAUUUAUUGGAAUGGCUCUGUCGUAUGGCCUGUCAUUAAACAUGUCACUCGUGUUUUCGAUUAACAACCAGUGCAUGUUAGCAAAUUAUAUUAUAUCUGUAGAAAGACUUGAUCAGUAUAUGCACAUUCAAAGUGAAGCGCCUGAAGUUAUUGAAGAUAAUCGCCCCCCUGUGAAUUGGCCUUCUGAGGGUAAAGUAGAGAUUCAAAAUUUGCAGAUUAGAUACAGACAAGAUGCACCACUUGUUCUACGUGGGAUUAGCUGCACAUUCGAAGGAGGACACAAAAUCGGAAUUGUUGGUCGAACCGGGAGUGGGAAGACCACUCUUAUUGGUGCUCUGUUUCGUCUGGUGGAACCUUCCGGAGGGAAGAUUCUUGUGGAUGGAAUUGAUAUAACAACAAUAGGGCUUCAUGAUCUGAGGUCUCGUUUCGGGAUUAUACCUCAAGACCCUACUCUUUUCACCGGUACCGUGCGGUACAACCUAGAUCCAUUGGUUCAACAUACCGACAAGGAAAUAUGGGAGGUUUUAGGGAAAUGUCAGCUCAAAGAUGCUGUUCAAGAGAAGGAAGAUGGAUUAGAUUCAUCUGUUGUGGAAGAUGGAUCGAAUUGGAGCAUGGGACAGAGGCAAUUGUUUUGUCUAGGCCGUGCUUUAUUGAGGAGAAGCAAGAUUUUGGUACUGGAUGAAGCAACUGCUUCCAUCGACAACGCAACAGAUUCAAUCUUGCAGAAAACUAUUAGGACAGAGUUUGCAGAUUGUACUGUGAUCACAGUGGCGCACCGAAUACCUACGGUGAUGGACUCUACGAUGGUUCUAGCCAUUAGUGAUGGGAAACUGGUGGAAUAUGAUGAACCGAUGAAGCUAAUAAACAGAGAAGAUUCAUUGUUUGGGCAGCUUGUGAAGGAAUAUUGGUCUCAUUAUCAAUCUGCAGAAUCACAAGUUGAGAUGACUUAGUUAGCUUAGCUAGUCUAUUUCAAGAAAGAGCUGCACUAUUUUUCUGCCCUAUUAUCUUGUGUAAUAAACCUAUAUGAUUGGUGGAAAAGAUUAGCAGCACUGUUAGAAGUAAACCCUGAGUUUUGUAGUAAAACUCGAGCAGAGUUAUCGACCAUGUAUAGCUACGUUUAUGAAAUUAUAAGUCCUUUGCAUUU